This is a messenger RNA of Naegleria lovaniensis, 1242 nucleotides long. RefSeq lists its product as uncharacterized. The coding region runs from base 1 to 1242 and encodes 413 amino acids. NCBI's taxonomy places the organism in Eukaryota, Heterolobosea, Eutetramitea, Acrasida, Naegleriidae. The record is from RefSeq and is a predicted model, not a curated record. Gene Ontology annotation, molecular function: acyltransferase activity, transferring groups other than amino-acyl groups. The transcript is spliced from 4 exons.
AUGCCACUCUCACGAAAGGUCUACGUUCUCGGAGGUUACACCAGCAAAUUCAUUGGCAAGGGUCAUCCAGAUUUCAUUCACAAGAAACACCCUCUCUUUGGUAAACAAACCAAUCCAGAUUUGAAAUGGUAUUUAAUCACAGCCAUUCAAGAAACACUCAAGAUGCAUCAAUGCAAGGGAGAUUUGGUCGAUAAGAUUUUCGUUGGCAAUUUUGCAGGAGAAUGUUUUUCCAAUCAAGGUCAUUUGGGUUCAGGUGUUUCCGAAGCUGAUUCUGGAUUGUUGUACAAACCUUCGUAUCGAUUGGAAGCUGCUUGUGCUUCCGGUGGUGUUGCAUUCAAUGCUGCUGUGGACUCGAUUCUGGCUGGAACCAGUCAUGUUGCAUUGGUCGUUGGUGCUGAAGAACAAAACACUGUGAGUGCAAGAGAAGGUGCUUCUCAUUUGGCUAAGGCAGCUGAUUUCAAUCGACAACGUCCCAUUGAGGAAUUUACAUUCCCAGCUCUGUAUGCCAUUCGUAAAAUGCAUUAUUUGAAAAAGUAUGGAAAUUUGGUCCGAUCCGAAGAUAUUGAAGGUGUUGCUUUGAAGGCAUAUGCUGCUGGUAACAAGAAUCCACUUGCUCAAAUGUAUAGCGUCAAGCUCGAUCAACAAGGAGUAUUGGAAUCUCCAAAAUUUUUGAGUAAUCCAGAAAUUAAGGAUGCCCUUAAAAUGUGUGAAUGUUCUCAAGUCUCUGAUGGAGGAGCCGGUUUAUUGGUUCUGAGCGAGGAAGGUUUACAAAAAUUAGGUGUACCCAAGUCACAAGCUAUUGAACUCUUGGCUUCUGAAGUUGCUAUUGGAAAUUUGUAUAAUGAUACACCAGAGACAUUCUCUGACUUGUUGACUACAAGAGCUGCUGCCAAGAAAGCUUAUGAAGUGUCUGGAGUAUCACCAAAGGAUGUUUCUGUGGCUGAAGUGCAUGAUUGCUUUGCUGUUGCUGAAGUUGGUAUGAACGAGGCUCUUGGUUUCAGUAAGCCAGGUGAAGGUGCAUUCUUGCACUUGACCAAGCCAAUGGUUAAUACUGGAGGUGGUUUAAUCUCUUUCGGACAUCCUGUUGGAGCAACUGGUGUGAAACAAAUCAAUGAAGUUUACAAGCAAAUGAAAGGUAAAGCUGGUGACUAUCAAUUGAAGAAUAGUUUGGAGCUUGGUGUUUGUGCCAACAUGGGAGGAAAUGACAAGACUUCAGUCGUUUCAAUUUUCAAGAAUUUGUAA